Molecule: messenger RNA, 2829 nt
Organism: Naumovozyma dairenensis CBS 421
Lineage: Eukaryota; Fungi; Ascomycota; Saccharomycetes; Saccharomycetales; Saccharomycetaceae
Gene: NNK1
Product: protein kinase NNK1
Exons: 1
Coding region: 1-2829 (942 amino acids)
Biological process (GO): intracellular signal transduction; microtubule cytoskeleton organization; protein phosphorylation
Cellular component (GO): cytoplasm
Molecular function (GO): protein serine/threonine kinase activity; ATP binding; tau-protein kinase activity
Source: RefSeq, a predicted model, not a curated record
AUGAACUCCACUAACAGUACUCAAUUUAGAACCACUGCCGCCACACCUACUACUACCCCUGAUAUUAACGAGAAGGAUACUUCAACUGCAUCUGAGUCAACUGAUUUAUCUUCUUCAUAUGAAAAUUCAAGCAGUGCUUUCGGUUCUAAGUAUGACAAUAUAACUGAUCAUAAUAUCAUUAAGAAGGAUAAGAGUAAUGAUACGUUAUAUUUCCAACCAAGGAGAAUAUAUCAAAUGGAACAAGACUUGCCUUCUAGAGCAACUCUAGUGAAACCAUUCCCUAGUAAUGAUGACACUCAGACAGAAUUCUACAACGACGAGCGCCAAAACACUACCCAAACUAACUCUCAAAGUGUCCUGGCGAACUUUUCUGAAUAUGUUCCAAAUUUAAAUUUCACUGAUUAUAUCAAGUUCUGGCAAAGAGAAGACUUAUACAAGAACCAAUUUCCUGAAAAUGUUGAACAUUCCUCAAAUCGUAUCAAGCAGCAGGAACAACAGAGAUCACAAUAUAAGGAAACAUCAGAUCAAGAUUUCAAAAUUCAAGAAUAUCUACAAGAUAAUGAUCAAUUUAAACAACAAUCGAGACCUGAAUCAAGGGUAUCAAACAACUUGAGUAGAUAUUCUUCAUCAUGGAGUACAACUGAUGAAGAAGAUAUAGUUGAAGAAGAUUCAGAAAACGCUUCUUUGAAACAAGAAAAUCCAAUAAUGUUUAAAUCAGCACAUUCUCAAGUUGAACCAAUACCUUUACCCAAUAUGAGAUCAUUAAAGACACCACCUUCUGCACUAGAAUUAGAAAGAAGAAAAUCUUCAUAUAAUUUUGCAAAUAAUAGUUUUACUGCAUACAAUAACACAACCAGCCAUUAUCACAGUUUCAAAACAAGUACUGCUCCAAUGAGAAAGAAAACAACUUCACCAAUAGCUACCUCCUUCGAUUCCGUAUCGUCCUCACUAACAUUUAUCCCAAACAAUACCAUGUCAGUACUUACUGAAUUAAGAAUGAGCCCAGAUGAAGUUAAAGAUUUAAUAAGUAAAUUACCCAACGAUUAUUUAUCCUUACCAUAUUCCAAAAGGAAACAAACAAUUAUAGAAUUAGUUCCAGAUAGGGAUUAUAAAUUGAUCAUGUCAUUGAUUAAGAAAUUUAUGUUAACAUCGCCAACAAGUAAUCUCUCAUUAAACAAUAAGAGAUCAUUAACAAAUUUAAACCAAGGGAGAUCAAGACAUGGAUCCAUUGCUUCACAAUUCUUGAGCACUUUCUCACCUCCUGCUUCAUCUUCUAUGGCUAACAGACAACAACAACAGCUACAGCAACGAAGACUUCUUCAUCGUAACAGUCCAGACGUUGAUAUAGGUGAUACUUCUAAUGACAGUGCAGGUAAUGAGGGAGAUAACGAAGAGGAAAAUCUUACAAAUAUCAAACCUGAUGCAAGAGGAAGACAAGUAUUAGGUCAUCUUUUAGGACGAAUCAUUGGAUACGGUGCCUGGGGGGUAGUGAGAGAAUGUAUCGAUUUGAAAACUGGUAUUAAUAGAGCUAUUAAAAUUGUUAGAUUCAAAGAAAAUUUAAAAGUUAAAAGAGAAGUCAUCAGAGAAGUUUCCGUUUGGGAACAAUUAAAACAUCAAUGCAUAUUACCUUUAUUAAAUUAUAAUUUGGACCCUGAAUAUGCAAUGUAUUGCUUGACUGAAAGAAUUACAGAUGGUAAUUUCUUCGAUUUGGUAUUAUCAUGGGGUACUUUGGAUAAUCCAAAUAUUAAUUUCACAGAUAGGUGUAAACUUACAAUCUUCUCUGUUUUACAAGUAAUAUCAGCAUUAAACUAUAUGCAUUCAAAAUCAUUUGCUCACGGUGAUGUCAAACUAGAAAAUUGUUUGGUACAAAAGGUACCAAAGGAAUAUUGGAAAGUAUUUUUAUGUGAUUUCGGAAUGAGCCGUUCUUUUCGUUCCAAUAUGACAGAUCCAAAUAACAAUAAUUCUUUGCCAGAUGGACCACAAAAUGGAUAUUCAGAUUCUUCAGAUGCAUAUAUUGAAGCUACAUUUGCCUCUAAUGGUAAAAAAUUGAGAAUUUGUAAAAAACCGCAUAAUACUAAUAUGAAAAGAUCAAAAUCAAAUUCUAGCAUUUUUGAAACAACUGAAUUAUCAAAAGUUCAAAAAAUUGUUACAGAUAAAGAAUCCACACAUGACGAUACGCCUUUAGACAUUAAGACAACCCCUAGACAGUACGGACCUUCAUUGACAAGUACAAUGAUCUCGAAAAACAGUGUAACAUCUUUAUGUUCUUUAACAUCAAGAAUUUCUACAGAACACUCCACACGUACGGUGGAAUUAUUACCUACAGGUAGGAUAUUAGAUACCACAACUUCUUAUCAUGACCAUAAAAGAAGGAAACAUUCAAAAGCUAUUCGUGAUACAUCAAUGGCUACCAUAGAUCCGCAGAAAGAAGAGUUAAGAUCAGAUUUAUCUUCUCAUAUAGGAUCCUUACCAUAUGCUUCUCCUGAAUUGUUGCAUAGUGAUUGUACAUCUCUUGGACCACCAGCUGAUGUCUGGGCGUUAGGUGUUAUGCUUUAUACAAUGCUCACUGGGAAGUUACCCUUCAAAGAUGAAUUUGAAGAACGUCUGAGGGAACGGAUUAGAAAUGUUAAUUACGACAAGGAAGCAUUACAAAUUGCUUGCAAUAAUGGAGAAAAACCAAAUAUAAAACAACAAGAACUAAUAUUCCAAACCUUAUACGAUGCAGUUGAUGGAUGUCUAACUAAAGAUUUAGAUAAGAGAUGGACACUUAUUGAUGUACAAUCCUCAUUAGAAAAGGAAUUGGAAAGGCACGGUGGCUUGCCUUCUUGA